CUUUUCCCAGCACAUCUUAUCUUCCUGCGGGGCUCAGCAGAGAAUUACAAUACUGAAUUUGUCAUUGCCACCACGCUGCCAUGAAAAUUAAUGCAAACACAGAAUUUUGACUUUGCUGCAAAUCCAAAUGUUACAGGGGUAGCAGAUGGUGUAGGUGGCUGGAGAGACUAUGGGGUUGAUCCUUCUCAGUUCUCAGGGACUCUAAUGCGAACAUGUGAACGUUUAGUAAAAGAAGGACGGUUUGCACCAAGCAAUCCUGUUGGAAUUCUUACUACAAGUUAUUGUGAGCUGCUGCAGAACAAAGUACCUUUGCUUGGUAAGUGCGCUGCUGCAGAACAAAGUACCUUUGCUUG
Pelodiscus sinensis (Chinese soft-shelled turtle) is the source of this 353-nucleotide messenger RNA. The record is from RefSeq and is a predicted model, not a curated record. Lineage: Eukaryota; Metazoa; Chordata; Testudines; Trionychidae.